AAUUAUGUCGUUUGAAACAUUUAACGUAAUAGCUUCAACAAGUAUUCAGACAUAUAAAUAACUAAAAUAUAUCUGACCUGAAAAGGAUUGAAAGCUGUUCAUACAGUCUUAGUUAACUCCUACCUCAACUUAAUAUUCUUCAGUUGAAAAUUACAUAAGUGGGCAUCAACCAAUCAAAACACAGUCCAGUCAAAUCUCUCUGGAACUUAACCAUCGCAAGCAAGACAUUGACUGUAAAUAAUACUGUGAAGAUUAACUGCAAUAUGAAGCAAAGUGCUACGUUUUUUGUUUUACUAAUCGGGCUGUUUCUGUGCCAGGUUGUAUUAAGUAAAAGCUGUGAUAAGAAUUCAGGCUGUACCUCAACACAAUGCUGCCUGAUGAGAGAUGGAGCAACCAGAUGUAGACCAUUGGCAAGGAAGGGAAGUGAAUGCUCUUCAGAUGAAAAGACACCGGAUGCAAUUCAUAGCUCCAGCUGCCCCUGCCGUGGGAACAUGAUUUGUCUGGAUGAAGGAGGAAGGCAAGUAUGCCGUUAAUUGCAAUGAAGAACUGGUGAAAAUGUUUCCCUAAUGGAAGACAUUUCCGAAUUAUUUGGUUCAAGUAACUAACAGCACCUGCCAAGUGGAUCAACAUUAUUACCUCAAGUGGAUCAACAUUAUUACCUCAAGUGGAUCAACAUUAUUACCUCAAGUGGAUCAACACUGUUACCUCAUCGCUCCUUUGUAAUAUUAAAAAUGGGUAUCUUAAGUAACAUUUUUCAAAGCAUUCUAUAUUGUAUACAACUCAAGAAAUUAAAGUUAUCUUAAAACUUGUG
Molecule: messenger RNA, 811 nt
Organism: Stegodyphus dumicola
Lineage: Eukaryota; Metazoa; Arthropoda; Arachnida; Araneae; Eresidae
Product: peptide 1-like
Source: RefSeq, a predicted model, not a curated record